ACAGUGUAACAACGUCAUCAGAAGAGGACGGGCCCUGGUAGUUGCAAAAACAUAACGCGCGUUAUUUUUCAUUUGGAGACAUUUUGUAAAUAAAGACCCUAGGGGAUAUUAUCAACAUAUACGGGACUAAGGUGGUGACCGGGCUGAUGUUGAAGAGUGAAACAGUUCAUCCGAGCUGCCACAAUGAAAAGAAGAGCCGAAGGAACGUCAGCUGCAGUAAUGGCAGCAAAAAUAAGUCGCGAGGACAGCAGCUCGGAUGAAGACUCACAUCUGACCAGACAAGACUCCAGCCAAAAUGAAUCACUCAGCGACCCUGAAGAUCACAGACCAGGGUUCUCCAUGCCCUCCAUAUCAACCUUUGGACAAGACACGGACAACACGGAUCAGAACUCCUCAAAGUUCUCCAUGUACAACAGUGUGUCACAGAAACUCAUGGCAAAGAUGGGUUUCCGUGAAGGAGAAGGUCUGGGAAAAUUUGGCCAAGGUCGCAAGGAAAUUGUGGAGGCCUCUACACAGCGAGGUCGAAGGGGUCUGGGUCUGACACUGCAGGGCUUUCAAGGGGAACUCAACAUCGACUGGCGCGAUGACACAGUGCCAAGCGCUGUAGAGAAGGUAGACUGGUUUCCAGAAUCCACCACAGAGACCCCAGAUGCAGAUGAGCUCAGGGACUGGAUGAUUCUGGGGCCGAGAAAGCUGAAGAUUGAAGAUGAGACAGAGUUUUGCACCGAAGAUCUGUUGCACACACUUUUGAGGUGUAAGACUGUAUUUGAUAAUCUGGAAGGAGAGGAGAUGAGGAGAGCACGAACGCGGUCCAAUCCUUAUGAGACGAUCAGAGGAGGCAUCUUCCUUAACAGAGCAGCCAUGAAGAUGGCGAACCUCGACCACUGCUUUGAUCACAUGUUUACAAACCCAAAAGACUCUAAAGGGAAUCCUCUGACUAAGGACCGUGACGGCGAGCUGCUAUACUUUGGCGACGUGUGCGCCGGGCCUGGAGGCUUUUCCGAGUACAUCCUGUGGAGGAGACGCUGGCACGCCAAAGGCUUUGGUAUGACGCUAAGGGGACCCUGUGACUUCAAACUGGAGGAUUUCUACGCUGCCCCUAGUGAGCUGUUUGAGCCAUAUUAUGGUGAAGGAGGUGUGGACGGCGAUGGUGACAUCACACGGCCUGAAAAUAUUACAGCUUUCAGAAACUUUGUGCUAGAAAACACCGAUCGACGAGGACUGCACUUCCUAAUGGCAGACGGGGGUUUUUCCGUGGAAGGUCAGGAAAACAUCCAGGAGAUCCUUAGUAAACAACUACUGCUCUGUCAGUUCCUCACAGCCAUCUCUACACUCCGGACAGGUGGCCACUUUGUUUGUAAGACCUUUGACCUUUUCACCCCCUUCAGCGUGGGCUUGGUCUAUCUGCUCUACCUCUGCUUCGAGAGGAUCUCUCUGUUCAAACCUGUGACCAGCAGACCUGCAAACUCAGAAAGGUACAUCGUGUGCCGAGGUCUGAAGCCUGGUUCGGACGCCGUCAGGGAGUACAUGUUCAGAGUGAACCUGAAGCUGAACCAGCUGAAGAACACUGACAGAGAUGUUACUGAUGUGGUUCCACUGAGCAUCAUCAAGGAGGACACGGACUUCUAUCAGUUCAUGAUCAACUCCAAUGAGAACCUGUGUGCAGUCCAGAUCAAGGCCUUGGCCAAGAUCCACGCCUUUGUCGUAGACACGACUCUGUCUGAGCCGAGGCAGGCCGACAUCAGGAAGGAGUGUCUGAAGCUGUGGACAGUCCCUGAUAAGGCCAGAGUCACUCCUGCUUCCUCGGACCCAAAGUCAAAAUUUUACGAAUUUAUAAAGAAUUCAGAUGCUGACUCAUUUCACAGCAAACUUACGCCUCUUAACUUAACUACACUUGAGAAGAUGCGACACAUACUGGACCACAGGUGCAUCGUGGGAGGUGGAGAGCAGAUCUUUCUUCUAGCACUUGGAAAGUCUCAGAUUUACAUUUGGGAUGGGAAGAUGCCCGUGCGCUGGAGAAAACUGGAGAAUUUUAAGCUAGAGCUGCCAAGAGAUACGCUUCUAAGUGUGGAGAUCAUCCAAGAGCUCAAAGGCGAGGGAAAGGCUCAACGCAGGAUCAACGCGGUUCAUGUUAUGGAUGCUCUAAUUCUCAACGGCACCGAUGUCAGAGAUCAGCACUUCAAUCAACGCAUCCGAAUGGCUGAAAAAUUUGUGAAGGCCGUGGCCAAACCCAGCAGGCCAGACAUGAACCCAAUCAGAGUGAAGGAAGUUUAUAGGCUGGAGGAAAUGGAAAAAAUCUUUGUCAGACUGGAGAUGAAGGUAACAAAAAGUUCAGGAGGAGUCCCUCGUCUGUCCUACACAGGCAGAGACGACCGACACUUCCUCCCUACAGGACUCUACAUCAUCAAAACCAUCAGUGAGCCGUGGACAUUAGCCUAUAGCAAGAAGUCCAAGAUGAAGUUCUUUUUUAAUAAGAAUACCCAGCAGUCCACAUAUGUAAUGCCCCCAAACAGUGCUGCUCCCUUCCAUGUCUGCCACUCAGAGCGUCUCUUUUGGGCCUGGGUUGAUGGGGUCAUAGUCCACGACUCUCAGACACGGAUGGAUCCUGAGAAACUGUCCAAAGACAAUGUUCUGUCCUUCAUCCACCAGAACUAUCAGCCGUGAAUCUCUGCUCUCAGAGUCCAGUUCAGUCAGUCAGUGUAGUCACCUCAAACACAUUGCACUAAACCAUGGACAACUUAGUUCAUUAUUCUAAUGUUCAGGAACAUUUUUUGUUUUACUUACAUUCAAUUUCAGGUUGUAAUGAUGUGUUGCGGACUGGUCAGUCUUCCUUGUUGCCCUUUACCGGUCAGAAACUGAUGACCAAGCCUAGGCUGGAGAGGUGUCUCUGAAGAAACUGGUGUUUACCAAUCAUGGUCUGCUGUGUUGGUCUCUGUGGACAUUGGAAAGAAAAACAAAAGACAAAAAUCAAUGUUCUGUCUCCAGGUGCACGUUCUUGCUGUUUUUUCUCUUUGCUUUUAGUCGGUGUAAAGUUAUUCUGUGUUAAGACACAUCAGAUGUAAAAAGGUGUUGUCUUAUCUGCUUUGUUUUAAACAAGCUCUUCUUUGUUUCCUAAGAGUCAAACACAUCAAGUCGCUCAUUCAGGUCUUCAUUCAUCAUUUUUCAAGACAGUUUCACUGCUCAGUUUCAGAUGUAGCAGAUAUAUCUCCUUUUAUAACUUGCCUUGUGUUGUUGUUCCUGUUCCUGCAGCUGUGCUAUUUUCCUCUGGGAAUAUUAGCCAUCAAGUCUUUUGAUGUAAAUACUAAUGUAGUGAAUAAAGGGUCAACCAAA
Molecule: messenger RNA, 3330 nt
Organism: Cynoglossus semilaevis (tongue sole)
Lineage: Eukaryota; Metazoa; Chordata; Actinopteri; Pleuronectiformes; Cynoglossidae
Gene: cmtr1
Product: cap methyltransferase 1
Exons: 24
Coding region: 184-2664 (826 amino acids)
Biological process (GO): methylation; 7-methylguanosine mRNA capping
Cellular component (GO): cytoplasm; nucleus
Molecular function (GO): methyltransferase cap1 activity; protein binding; nucleic acid binding
Source: RefSeq, a predicted model, not a curated record